GCGCGGCCCGGGAGAGGAGCAGGAGCCUUGCCCUGGUGCGGCUGGAAGGACGCGCGGUGGCAAGCGAGCUCUGCGCCCUCGGUGUCAUCGCGGCUGCUCUACGAUGAAAGAAGUGAACCAUGAAGGGGCACGGGAAUUUAUACUGCCUGUCUCCACAGAUACUAAUGAGUAAGCAGUAUAUGAUCCCAUAGGAUGGAGGUGGACAUGGUUUCUGUUAAUGACACUUGUCACACAGGUGAGGGACACUCGGGUCCCUUCAGGCAAACCUCUGAGAGGGUGGGCUGCAAAGCCAGCCUCCAGCUGGAGGUGGAGGAAGAUUACUCACCACCUUCUCGUCCUGCUUCCAUCCCUGCUGGGCCUUCCAUCUAACAAGAAAUCCUUGUAGAACUGCAGUGUGAGGAAGAAGAGACCUUUGAAACUUACUGCCAGAAAUGAAAAUCAGCCACCGCUUGGGUUUUUGUCACUUCCAGUACCAACUUUGACCUGCAGUGUGAAGAUGAAGGUUUAGAGCACAGUUCCUCUGAACACUCUGAGGAACUUCAAGGAGGAGUAAGUGAGGAUGAUGAAAGCAUCAUUCUUAUUGAUACACUUGAGGAGGAGGAGGACUUGGAGCACAUCUCUGGGAAUCCUUUGACAUACAAGGGCAAGAAACGUGACACCUCUUUUCAGGAUGCAAGUGAGCUGCAAGACCACAAGCAAAUUCGUUUUGUGGAAAACUCAUGUCAGUGCCCUGUGUGUGGCCAGGAAGAGUUCUUUCAUGCCAUGAACUUGCAAAUGCACAUGCUCAUUCAUUCCAGUGACAAGCCAUACAAAUGUCCAGAAUGUGACAACGGUUUCAUCCACACAGCUGAUGUCUGGAGGCACCUGAGCAAUGUGCACAAGGUAGAGUGCUCCACGGUAAUCCUAGAAAAUGGCAUGGCCGGGAACCCGUGGUCUCCAGGACACAGGAACUGGAAUGGUGGGGGAGAUGUUUAUCAGCACUGGAAUGGUGAUCAGGUGCCCGGGGAGGAAGAGUGUAAAUCAUACACCUGUCCAACGUGUGGCAAAAGCUUUGAUAAGCCUAACUUGCUUUCCAAACAUAAGGUGGUUCACUGACAAGACAAGUCCUAUGAAUUUCAUGAAUGCAGGAAAUCCUUUGUGCAGCUGCUCGGGUUGAAAAGACACCAGAAAACUCAUUCUGGGGAGCGCCCCUUCUACUGCGAGGAGCGUGGAGGGACCUUCACCCGGCUGGCAUCGCUGCAGCGUCAUCAGCAGAUCCACACAGGAGAGAAGCCCUACUCCUGUGCUUACUGUGCUCAGGAUUUCACUGAGUCAGGCUCCUUGAGGAGACACGAGCACACACACAAAAUGAAAACUCAGUGGUUUAUAGCUGUGUUGUUUCCUUUUGACCUAAGUUUUGUACUCUGCUUUGAAAAGUUCUGCUCAUGAGCAGAGGUGCAAAAGGCCUGUCCCUAGUCACUGUCUGCAAGACAGCCAGUAUAACCCUGGGUAGAUACCAUGAUUUUUGAGGAACUCUGAUCCCUAUGAGGAAGAGCAGUGUUUGCUGGUGGUACACACCAUUACCUGGUAGCUACAAGAGGAAUUGCUUCCACUACCAAUAUAUAAGGUAGAAUUCAAAAGAGAUGGAGAAUUGUUGGGUGUUAUCAGUACUAGUUGGACUCAUUUGGGGCAUCUGAUCAUGUAAGACUCAUGUUGAAUUAGAGCUGUUGUGCAAGUAUGAUCUUGAAGUUAGGUGUUCCUGUCUAGAUAAUCACCACCCUCUGAUAUUGAUUUUGCAGAACUGUCCUGCACGAGGUCACGAGACCAGAACUGUUCACCCAUCCCUUCCGUCCCUACAUGCUGUCUCCAUUUACUCUGUUGGGUGUAAAAACCCAUGUUUUGGAAUUUCUUUUUUUUAAUGCCCAUUUAUCAUCUGCACCCCAUGCAAAUAUGCUUGCUCGUGGAAGUAUUGGUCCUUUGUGUGUUUAUGUUUAUGUGUGUUACUAGAGCAUUGAUGAAUGAGGAGAGAGUUGUGUGCUUGGCUCCACUAAUGUAUGUGGAAAGAGUAUGUGGCUCUGUACAUCCUGAGUCGAGAUAGAAGAAA
Molecule: messenger RNA, 2083 nt
Organism: Nothoprocta perdicaria
Lineage: Eukaryota; Metazoa; Chordata; Aves; Tinamiformes; Tinamidae
Product: zinc finger protein 664-like
Source: RefSeq, a predicted model, not a curated record